Molecule: messenger RNA, 1308 nt
Organism: Saccostrea echinata
Lineage: Eukaryota; Metazoa; Mollusca; Bivalvia; Ostreida; Ostreidae
Product: BTB/POZ domain-containing protein 6-like
Exons: 2
Coding region: 10-1308 (432 amino acids)
Biological process (GO): neurogenesis
Cellular component (GO): cytosol
Molecular function (GO): protein binding
Source: RefSeq, a predicted model, not a curated record
UGGUCCAAAAUGAUGGAAAUGGAUCAGUCCAGUAACAAUUGGCAAGCUGGAAAGAAAGUUCUGGAGUGUAAUAAGUACAUGUUGACCAACCAAAUCCAGUGUGAUGUUACAUUCAAGGUGGGUGCAGAAGAGAAGGAUGUAAGAGCACAUAGAUAUGUUUUGGGCAGUAGAAGUUCCGUAUUUUAUGCCAUGCUGUUCGGAAGUCUAUCGGAUAAUGCAAAUGACAUCAUUGUGCCCGAUAUUGAACACAAUAUUUUUCAAGUUCUGUUGAGGUUCCUUUAUUACGAAGAAACGAACAUAAAUGAGGACACUGUUUUAGGGAUUCUGUAUGCGGCAGAAAAGUAUGGUGUUACUAACCUGAAAGAUAUCUGUAAUUCUUACCUGGAAAACCAUAUUGGUGAGGAGUCGGUCUGUACAAUUAUGGAAAAUGCAAAACUGUUCAAUUUAAAUGACUUACUCACCAAAUGUAUUGACUUUAUAGUGCAGUCAGACGCUACUACUAAAACAGUGUUUGAGUCACAAGAUUUUCUUGGACUAAAUAGAGAGUGUUUUGCGGCACUCAUUCAAUUAGAUAAUCUUCCUGUAAAUGAGGAAUUUCUCUACAAAUCAUUAGUGUUGUGGUCACAUAGAAACUGUGAAAAGGAAGGGAGGGAUGUGAAUAAUCCAGAAAAUAUUCGAAGCAUGAUGGGAGAUCUUUUGUAUCAUGUAAGAUUUCCUCUCAUGUCAUUGGAAACAUUUUGGAUGGUAGCUGGAGACAACAUUCUAACAUAUCAAGAGAAAAAUCAAAUAUCAAAAUUUAUUUUCGGUUUGUCUGUUGAAAAUAAACUGCUUUUCCCAGCAAAUCAACGGAGAAAGAACAUCUCUAUCUAUAGAGGCACAGAUUAUCAGCCCUUCUGGAGGUUCUAUGGUAAAAUAGAUGCACUCAAGUUCAGAGUUAACAAGUCGGUGUACAUGCGUGGAUUGAUUUUGCUUGGUAGUUGUGAAAAAGUUCCGUACACAUAUACAAUAGAAGUCAAAGUAAUAAAUAGUGAUAAUAAAACUGUAUGUUGGUUUCUAGAGCAACCUGUUACCAACAGUGACAAAGAAUUUCAAGUUAUCUUUGAUGAACACUGUUUACUUGAAGCAAAUCAGGAUUAUAUAAUUUGGUUAAGGAUGUUUGGGUCCAAAAGUUACCGGAUGAAGCAGUGUCGCUCCUUAGUUAUCGAAGAUGACGUUCAAGUUACUUUUAGCAAUAGCGAAUUGUGUACUAAUGGUACGAAUGGAUCUCGAGGACAAAUUCCUGGAUUUCUGUGUUCAAUACCGUUAUGA